Messenger RNA from Ricinus communis (castor bean), 1481 nucleotides. RefSeq lists its product as uncharacterized. The coding region runs from base 111 to 1295 and encodes 394 amino acids. NCBI's taxonomy places the organism in Eukaryota, Viridiplantae, Streptophyta, Magnoliopsida, Malpighiales, Euphorbiaceae. The transcript has 8 exons. The record is from RefSeq and is a predicted model, not a curated record.
GCAUCUAAAUAUUUACUCAUCUGUAAAACCCUAAACCCUAAUUACCCGCCCAAUCAAUAGAAAGUUCAGUUCUGUGUUUUAAUUGAUAAACGAAUUCGACAAAUUGAAGAAUGGGUACUGAAAUUGAAAGUCUGGAAGAGAGAUUGGAGUCGUUUUUGGAGCAGCUUAAAGUAGAGUGUGGUAUAUUUGAAAGAAUUGUGUACAAAAACAAGAAUCAGCACAGAAGAAGCUCUUAUUUUCAGUAUCUCCUGAAGGUGAGGAGGGAUUUGAGGCUUUUGCAAUCAGCUAAGUUGGAGGAGUUACUUGGUUCCUGCUUUCAUGUUAUCACUGGAAAGAAACCCAAGCAAAAGGUGCAUCUUUUAGAAAGUUUAAAAUGGAGAAAAUGUGACCAUGGAGUACCUAAUUUUAUGGAGCGACUCCUCGGAGCUGCACGCUUACUAUCACAGAUGGUUGAGCCAAUGCUGAAGGCAGCUAUUGAGGUAUCUACUUUGCUCGCACGUUCAUUUUUUAUGGGAUUUUCUCUGACAGUUUUGGCUCUGCUUGCACGCCUUCGAGUAUUAGUUCAGCAAAUAUUAGUUGAUGUUGUUUCAGCAUUCAAUAUGGUCUCUUCUCUCUCCCAAAAGAAGCAAUCAGUAAAAAUCACUCAGGAAGGACUUGAGGUUUUUAGGGAGUAUUAUCCAACAAAUAAGGAAUUUAUCACCUUAGAUUGCAUAUGGAAGACAGACAAAUUUUUGUUGCUUGAAACAACACAUAAAGGUGAUUUAAAGGCUCAAGGUGGAGAUCUUGGAGAUGCUUCUUGUGAAAGAUCAGCUCUACAGUAUAUGAGUAUCAAGUCUUUUCUUGGAGAAGAUGAUUCCAACUCUAAGAACAUGAAUGAGGAUAACACUGCCAAAGGUUCUACUCAUAUCAAGGAAGAUGAGAAGGAUUUGUUUGCUGGUCCUACUGAGAGUGGGAAAAGGAAGGAAGAAGAAUGUGGAAUCGAACUGGAUGAUAAGCCAGUCGAUGUGGGAACUCCAGACGCAAAACUUCUGCCAGAAAGUGGCUCGCCGGCAACCUCUAGUUUAUCUCCAAGAAAACAUCCGUCACCAAAUCUCAGUGCAAGGUCAGUGGCAUUUGUCUCAGUAAAAAGGCCUGCACCAUCUACAGCAGCAUUCGUAUCAGUUAAAAGACCUGCUACUUCAACCUCAAAUAUAACAGAUCUUCAUUCUGAGCAAGCAAAAGAGGACAGUAGCAAAAGACAGAAUUCGUUCUUCGAUUUGCUCACUGGUGGAAACCUCAAAGAAAGCCUGUUCUGAUUUUUUCUGGAACAUCUUUAUAAGCAACUCCUUUGAUUGAUGAAUUAGUAUAGGUAUUAUCAGAAGUGCUAUACACAAUGUAAACUAAAAAGCUGUGGCUUUUCUGUUCACUUGAGAAAUGCCAAGUUUUGCUUCAGAACUCAUUUUUUAUGUGGAAAUUAAAUUUCAUCAACUUGUACAUAUUCA